Olea europaea var. sylvestris is the source of this 1326-nucleotide messenger RNA. Its product is annotated as wall-associated receptor kinase 2-like. The coding region runs from base 373 to 1287 and encodes 304 amino acids. Gene Ontology annotation, molecular function: polysaccharide binding. Lineage: Eukaryota; Viridiplantae; Streptophyta; Magnoliopsida; Lamiales; Oleaceae. The record is from RefSeq and is a predicted model, not a curated record. The transcript has a single exon.
AAGCUGGCCUAGCAUAUAAGUCAUACGCUACUGAUGGCCCUUCUUGAUUCCAAUACAGUGCUUAUGAACUUGCGUAAAAAAUAGUGCAAGUCCCUUCUUAUUUCACCUGCCAAAACGUACAACACUAAUGCAGAGUAGUUGCUUGUUGAACAGGGCCACGCUUCAACAGUUGGCGCCCAGCUUUAUUCUGAAAGCAUUGCCUCUUUAAACACUUCCAAAGGAGACUUUAGUCAAGAUAAGAUGUUCAUUGACUUAGCCGAAGACUUACAGACUAUAUAAGAAAUCAUCUUCCAAACGUUUUUGUACAAUGCUUAGGUUGUAAUUCUGUUACUAAAAUACAAUCUAGGAAAAAGAAUUAUAACUAAAUUCACCAUGGGAUUGCAUAUGCUUUUGCUGCAAGCCCACUUCUUUCUAGCAAUGCUGCUUAUUUUUGUCACAAAAUCACAAACAAAUUUCCAAAUAGCAAAGCCCAACUGCACGGAUCGUUGUGGAGAUGUAAGUAUUCCCUUCCCUUUUGGCACAAGGGAAGGUUGUUACCUUAGUGAAACAUUCUUAGUCACUUGUAAUCACACCCACUAUGAUCCUCCUAAACCAUUCUUGAGACACUCAAACAUAGAAAUCACAAACAUAUCCCUGGACGGUCAAUUGACUGUGUUGCAAUUCAUAGCGAAAGAAUGUUAUAAUAGGAAUGGCACCGAAGCACUCUCUAACAACCCCUCUAUACGGUUCAAAGAAUUCACAGUCAAUAAUACCGCAAAUAAGUUCACUGUUGUAGGUUGCGAUACUUAUGCUUUCGUAUCUGGGAGCCGGAAUAACAAGAGUGGUUACCAGACAGGGUGCACUUCCCAGUGUGCCAGCAAGGAUGAUCUGGAGGACGGGUCAUGUUCCGGUGUAGGCUGUUGUCAGGCGUCUAUCCCAAAAGGGGUAUGGGAAGUUGAGUUGACAUUGAAAAGCUAUUCUAAUUUCACAGAGAGCUAUGAUAAUCACACCACUACCGUCUGGGACGUCGAUAAUUGCAGCUACGCAUUUCUUGCUGAGGAAAGUGCAUUCACUUUUUCUCCAAAUAGUCUUUCAAUUCUGAGGAAUGUAGAGGAGCUUCCCAUGGUGGUUGACUGGGCAAUUGACAGAGGAACAUGUGAGGAGUCUCAGAAGAACAUGUCUAGCUAUGCCUGUAAAAGCACGAAUUCCAGUUGUAAAGGAACCGAUAAUGGGUAUCGUUGUUAUUGUUCAGAGGGUUAUGAAGGGAAUCCAUACCUCAUUGAUGGUUGUAAAGGUAUUAAAGUUUGAUUACCUGUGUAUUAUCUAGAAAUACAUCAUGAAUUGUUU